Molecule: messenger RNA, 573 nt
Organism: Beta vulgaris subsp. vulgaris (sugar beet)
Lineage: Eukaryota; Viridiplantae; Streptophyta; Magnoliopsida; Caryophyllales; Amaranthaceae
Exons: 1
Coding region: 1-573 (190 amino acids)
Source: RefSeq, a predicted model, not a curated record
AUGGAUACAGUGGUUCGGGAACGGUUAGAUAGGUUUGUGGCAGAUAUUAAUUGGUGUAAUAUGUUCCCUUAUGCGGAGGUAAUUCAUUUUCCUAUAUGUUAUUCCGAUCAUGGUGGUAUUUUGUUGAAAUUUGGGGAGCGACCCGAGCAAAGUCAAAAUGGGCGCCUAUUUCGGUUCGAAGCUCUAUGGUUGUCCAACGAUGAUUGUGGCAAGGUGGUGGCUGAUGUGUGGAAGGCCGUUGGAAAUGACUCGGUGAGGGCAAAAAUUACGAAGGUGGCUCAGUCGCUUACUUCAUGGGCUUCGAAGACAUUUGGUGAUGUUAAAAAACGAAUCAAAGAUGCUGAAAAGAGACUCAAAAUGAUCCAAGGGGGACAACUUGACGCUAAUCUGCUGCAGCGUAGUCACGAAAUUUGUGAGGAAUUGAAGGAGUUACGAAAACUGGAGGAGAGCUACUGGCAUGCUCGGGCCCGUGCUAACGAACUACGCGAUGGGGAUAAAAAUACGAGCUAUUUUCAUCACAAGGCCACACACCGGAAAAAACGGAAUUGUAUUCGAGGUUUAUUUGAUGAUUAG